GAGUUGAUCUCUUUAGGGAAAGGCUGUGGCUAAGCUUGCAUGCCCACAAGUGGCUCCCUGACCCUGCACAUGGCUCUUUCGAAGCCCUGUCAUGAGAUCUUUUUCUGGGGCUGUUUGGGAGAGGCAGGUCUCCCUUGGAGCACCUAGCUGGCCUGCAGCGAUGGGGGAUCGGAUCUAUUCCCUAGAGGCCCGGGCAGUGGCAAGGUCUGUGCUCGCGCGGCCGCGCAGGCCCCGCGCCCCCCGCCCGCGUCUGCGGCUGCGCGGCCGGCCCGGGAGGGGGCGCGGCGGGCUGCUGGGAGCGGGGCCGCGAGAGGCAUGUCUCGCUACACCAGGCCCCCCAACACCUCCCUGUUCGUCAGGAACGUCGCAGACGCCACCAGCACCAGGCCAAAUGAAGUCAAAAGAACGCCACCUGUGCUCCCCGAGUGACCACAGGAGAUCCAGAAGCCCCAGCCAGAGGAGAUCGCGCAGCCGGAGUUCUUCAUGGGGAAGAGACCGGAGGCACUCGGACAGCCUGAAAGAGUCUCGGCACAGGCGGUCUUCUUACAGUCAGUCUAAAUCUCGUUCCAAAUCGCUACCCAGGCAGUCUACCUCCCUGAGGCAGUCACGGACACCGAGAAGGAAUUCUGGAUCCAGAGGACGAUCAAGAUCCAAGUCCUUACCCAAAAGGUCCAAGUCGAUGGAGAAAUCACAGUCACGCUCGCCUCAAAAGCAGACUGGCUCCGGAGCAAAGUCCAGACCACAUGGACGACACUGUGACUCCAUAGCAAGAUCCCCAUGCAAGUCUCCCAGAGCGUACACCAGUUCUGGAUCGAAGACACAGACAACAAAACACUCCCAUCUCCGGUCCCACUCCAGAUCUCGGAGUUACCACCAUAAAAACAGUUGGUGAGGAGCUCCUCCCAGCAGAGCCGCAGAGCUCUGCUCCAAGCUCUCACACCUCGCUGUGGUUAAAGUGCUUCAAGGCCCGUAGAAAUGCGAACCGAUGGUAGCCACUUCACUUUGGGCAUGUGGAAGGAAUAAAAUCGCCCUAGCUUUGGUUAAUAAAUGUUUUAUCACGAUUUAAGGGCUCAUCCACAACUCACUCACUGUGUGUGCAAUGUCGCCAUUGCAUAGCCUGUACCUGGUUCACCGGGCAGCGAGGGGUACUUUCUGAAAGAUAUCAGUAAAAUAGAACCAAUGCAAAAAUUCUACUUAGGUAUUAAAUAUUGCCAAUAAUAUCCUUUACCAAAAUAUUUUUUAUUCUAAAGCACUUUUCACAUAAAAAAUAAUCGUGACUAUAUGUAAUUGAAUAGGCCAGAGACUUAAACUGUUUUGACAUCUGUGUCUUUCUUGUGACUACUUCUGUUUAAGCUCAGGACAGAAGUAUCCCAGUCUAUUCUAGUUCAAGUUACAGCAUUCUGAAAUCUGAAAAGGUAAAAUCUAUAUGGCGAUUCCAUAGCCGUUUAAAAGAUAGCUAGAAGGUAUUUAAAAGAUAACUCAAAGACCAUUUCAUUGUUUUUGAACACAACAGCACAGACCAGUUGACAUGAAAUUGUUAUCCAUGUUUGCUUAAACUGCUUAAAGAGAGCCGGGUGUUGGCUCAGGCCUGUGACCCCAGCCCUUGGGAGGUGGAAGAGUUAAGCCAGCAUGGACUGGGCUACGUGGGACCCUGUCUAAGGAAAAUCAAUGAAUGCUUUUUUAAAAAAAAGUGAAACCAUUUUAGAAGUUCUAGAUUUUGAAUGGCUUGAGACUACUCUAGAAAUUAUGGUGUGGGACACUCAGACUCCACAAAAUAAACUCAUGUUAAGCCUUACAUAUUUGAAGUACAGUACAUUUUGUAUAAAUUCAUAUUUAUAUCAUUAUUUCUAUAUAGCUAUUUUCAUCUGCAUUUUUUUCUUUUUAGAGCUCUAGUUCAAUAUCCUAAUUAUAUAAAAGUCUUUUAAAAAAUUAAACACAGUACAUUAUAUUAAGAAGUACUAGCUAAUGAGAUGGCCUGGGGGGGGAGGGGUUAAACCCACACACCAUCCAAACCUGGCAACCGAGAGCUAGCUGGGCAAUGAGUGCAAACCCUGGAACCCACAAGGGUGACUCCUGCAGACUCUCUCUGACUUCCACACUUGUAGUAUGGCACGUGUGCACCUGAAGACAGACAGACAGACACACACAGGUGCACAUUAAAUGUAUGCAAAACAUUUAAGGUCGAAACUACACCUUCAAGCCAGAUAGGUAGCACAUGCCUGUCACCUCAGCAGCACUCAGGAAGCUGAGGCAGGAAUUUGAGAAAAGCUUGGGAAAUUUUGAGACCCAUCACACUCACACUCAGGUGCAUGCACGCACGCGCGCGCGCGUGCACACACACACACACACACACAGGAGAGAGAGACAGACAGAGAGACAGAGACAGAGAAAGAGGGGGUCUUCAUAAACAGCUUUAAGGUAUUUGACUUUUACUCUACAUUUUGUAAACCAAAUAACUUUGUUGGCAAUUGUUGCUUUUGUAUUGUCGUAUCUUAGAAUUUCUUUUACAAUGUGUUUUGAGGUUUACAUUCAGACAGUUUUAGUAGAUCUGUGAUAAAAAUGGUUUGCAAAUAUAAUUGUCAAAGAGAUAUGUUUACAGAUUUACUCUGUUAGAUCUCAUUACUAAAACACACUGUCAGUCCCUACAGCUAAUAUUUAUGCCUGGAAUACCUAAGAAACCUGUCUUACAUUUUCAGUAUUUGGAGCCAUGUUGCUUCUAUCAAUUUCAAAUACAAAGUUCCAUUUUUCUUUGCAUUUUAAAAUCCUUUAUGUGAGAAACAACUUUACAAAAUGAUUUGUACAUUGGUGAUAUUUGAAGAAGUACCACAAAUUAAUGUAUAUUAUACUCCCCGAAUAUAUUUUCUCUAUUUAACCAUAGCAAAAGUUAUUUAUUUCAAAAGUUCCCUCUGGUGUUCCUCUGUAAUAAAGCAAUUGUAACGGAG
Messenger RNA from Mus musculus (house mouse), 2942 nucleotides. It is a transcript of the gene Srsf12, whose product is annotated as serine and arginine-rich splicing factor 12. The record is from RefSeq and is marked validated. Gene Ontology annotation, cellular component: nucleus. The transcript has 3 exons. NCBI's taxonomy places the organism in Eukaryota, Metazoa, Chordata, Mammalia, Rodentia, Muridae. Gene Ontology annotation, biological process: mRNA 5'-splice site recognition; regulation of alternative mRNA splicing, via spliceosome. Bases 92 to 892 code for a protein of 266 amino acids.